UUAAAGCUGCAGAUCCUUCUGGAGCAAAGGUCUGUCGGACUGUUUUCUGCCUUGCAUACGGACUUUCAGUUGAACUUUACGGGUGAAACCUGUGUAUGAUGGGGAGCAGAGGAAAGGGGAUCUUGGAGCGACUGAACGCUGGAGAAGUGGUCGUAGGUGAUGGAGGUUAUGUGCUGCAAUUAGAACGACGUGGUUAUGUAAAGGCUGGACACUGGACACCUGAGGCUGCUGUUGAACAUCCUGAAGCAGUGCGGCAGCUGCACAGGGAGUUCCUCAGAGCAGGAGCCAAUGUGCUUCAGACGUUCACCUUCUACUGCAGUGAGGAUAAACUGGAGAUCAGCGGCAAUGUGACCAACAUCACAGGAGCUCAGAUCAAUGAGGCAGCCUGUGACCUGGCCAGAGAAGUCGCCAAUGAAGGAGAUACACUGGUCGCAGGUGCUGUUUCCCAAACUCCCUGUUAUCUGAACAGUCAGAACGAGACUGAGGUCAAGGCUAUCUUUAAGAAACAGAUGGAUGACUUCCUUAAGAAGGACAUAGACUUCUUUAUAGCAGAGUUUUUCCGUUAUGUGGAAGAAGCAGCAUGGGCAGUGGAGGUACUGAAGACCAGUGGAAAACCAGUGGGUGCAACACUGUGCAUUUCCCCUGAAGGAGACAUGAGUGGAGUCCCACCUGGAGAGUGUGCUGUCAGACUGGUUAAAGCUGGAGCUGACAUUGUCGGAGUGAAUUGCCACUUGGAUCCUUUGACAUGCAUCCGAACAGUGAAGCUGAUGAAGGAGGGAUUAGAGAAAGCUGGUCUAAAAGCCCAUCUUAUGAUCCAACCAUUUGGAUUCCACACUCCUGAAUGCAACCUCGGUGGAUACGUUGACCUGCCAGAGUAUCCCUUUGCACUGGAACCCAGAGUAGUGACUCGCUGGGAUGUCCAUAAAUAUGCCAGAGAGGCUUACAAUGCUGGGAUCCGCUACAUUGGUGGCUGCUGUGGAUUUGAGGCGUACCAUAUCAGAGCUAUAUCAGAGGAGCUUGCAGCAGAGAGAGGAUUCCUACCACCAGCCUCAGAGAAGCAUGGGCUGUGGGGUGCUGGUUUGCAGAUGCACACCAAACCCUGGGUCAGAGCCAGGGCUCGUCGAGAGUACUGGGAAAACCUUUUACCUGCUUCUGGACGUCCCACAUGUCCCUCAAUGGCCAAACCAGAUGGUGAAUGAAGAGACAGAAUCAUAAUCAAACAUGUCAUAGUCAUCUGUUUACAGUAGAGAAACACAAAUGUAUCAUCAUUUAUGUCUGAUCAGAUGUGAUUUUUUUUUUCUCUAAUCACUGUGUAUUGGCUAAUCAUGUUAGGAAUCAUAUUAAUGCUGCUAAUUUUUUACUUGCCACAUUUAAUAAAUACAAUUUUUUUAGUCCUUCAUAAGAAAGUUGCCUCUCUGUAUUUUAUGUACUUCAUAAAUAUGUGGACAGAGAAA
Molecule: messenger RNA, 1454 nt
Organism: Sphaeramia orbicularis (orbiculate cardinalfish)
Lineage: Eukaryota; Metazoa; Chordata; Actinopteri; Kurtiformes; Apogonidae
Product: betaine--homocysteine S-methyltransferase 1-like
Exons: 8
Coding region: 96-1199 (367 amino acids)
Biological process (GO): L-methionine salvage
Cellular component (GO): cytosol
Molecular function (GO): betaine-homocysteine S-methyltransferase activity; zinc ion binding
Source: RefSeq, a predicted model, not a curated record